Messenger RNA from Acanthoscelides obtectus, 255 nucleotides. NCBI's taxonomy places the organism in Eukaryota, Metazoa, Arthropoda, Insecta, Coleoptera, Chrysomelidae. The record is from the annotation of a GenBank genome assembly.
AUGUUCAUAAAACAUACCCUUAACGGAGAAUUUCUUGAGGUAAAUGUGGGUAAAAGAGGAUCUCGGCUGGGAAGUCAACGAACCCUGACAGAUUUGAGAAGAAAAUACAAUGGACCUCUAGCACUGAAUGACAAGAAGAUCAAAGAUCUAAAAAAGCUUCUAAAAUAUAUCCCGCCGAUUAGUCAGCAGUUUUUUGUUGAUAUUGUAGGAAAUACAAUUGAAGCAGAGCCAGGCAGUGAACAGCCGAAGGAAUGA